GUGGAAUACGCCCUUGGACUUCCUUACAAUUCUCUCAACAUAGACGACCCAAGGAAUAUCUUUCAGGUCAAGCUUGAUUGGCUUCGACUUUUCAAUGAUAAUCGAUGGCUUUUAUUGCCCUCUAUGGAACUUGUCAAGCGCAUAUUCGAUGGACACAAAAUCAAUCAAGAUAUCACCACGCUCUACGAUGAUGCCAGAACGUUCCGUUAUCGAUUUGUGCCACUUGGCCCAAGGCGAAUCAUGAGCCUCCUCAGACAAUCUCGAAGUUCCGUUAAUGAUGCAAGUCUAGACGCCGAUAGGAAUUCCGAAUUGAUCGAUUAUCCGUUCACAAAUUUGCCCGAGCUAGAGUCACACGUCUAUCCCCACUGGGCUAUCCUCAAUGCUGGGAGGAAGCUUUUUUGUCACUGGGAUCGUACGUUCACCACCCUGACUAACCACGUCUCCAAAGCCUAUGGGGUGCCCACCCCCGAGGCGGUAGAGUUCCUCAAGAACAUAGAGGCGAUCUAUGAGAGGUGG
Molecule: messenger RNA, 516 nt
Organism: Heterobasidion irregulare TC 32-1
Lineage: Eukaryota; Fungi; Basidiomycota; Agaricomycetes; Russulales; Bondarzewiaceae
Exons: 3
Source: RefSeq, a predicted model, not a curated record